AUGCGGCCCCCUCGCGUUCGUGCCGGGACCACCACCCGGCCAUUUGGCGAGAGACAGAAAAUGAGCGAUGGCGCCUCGACAAUCGGCUUCCAGGGCGAUGCCAUCUGGGCCCAGGAGCGAGUCGUGGAUGGAAUUCGUUUUCAGCACGUCGAAUGUACAGCAGCCGAGUUGGAGCGGUGUGUCCAGUUGGCGGCCGACCAGUUAUGGUAUUACUCACCGGGCUGCGGCGGGGUAGACUGGUCGGUGGCU
Molecule: messenger RNA, 249 nt
Organism: Mesorhabditis spiculigera
Lineage: Eukaryota; Metazoa; Nematoda; Chromadorea; Rhabditida; Rhabditidae
Source: the annotation of a GenBank genome assembly